AUGGCUACCGUGAUGAGCCUGACGAGUCGGGGCUGUCAAGUCCAGGGCUCCCUCGCAAUGGCUGCUCUGCCGCUCGCGCGGAUCCCUCUGCUCUCCGUGACCGUGGCGGGGCAUCAGGCGGCUGGGGCACGAUCGCCUUGCGCGGCCCUGGCCCCCGCGGCGCUGUGGGCGAGCCGCGCCCUGCGCGGCCGAUCCGCGCGCGGAUCGCCCGCGCGCGGCGGAUCCGGAGCCGCGGCGCCGGCGGCGGAGCUGGCGGAGAGCCUCCGCUGCGCGCCGCCGGGGAUGGUGAAAGCGCUGGAGCAGGUGUUGGAGGUGGACGGCUCGCUGGUGGAGGCGUUGGGCGGUGAGCCACAGACCACGCUUGCACUCCGCGGGGCGCAGAGGGCGCUGGAGGUGGUGGCGGGGGAUCUGACGCAGGCUGUGGGCCCUGGGAAGCUGCUGGACACACCCUGGAUCUUGGCGGGCAAGGAGGAGCUCCGGAACCAGCUGGCGGAGAUCUUCGCCAGGUAUUUGUGCGAGAUCCUGGAGAUUGUGCAGGUCUCCAGCGCCUUCAAGGAGCUGAGUCUGCCGGUGCGCCGCUUCCGCACCGCGCGCGCGGACGCGGCCGUCUCCCCGCGCCUGGCGCGGCAGCUCUGGGCGCCCGCGGAAAGCGCCGCGGCGGAAAGCGGCGCGGGCCGAGAGGACCCCGGCGACGGCCUGGAGCGCCUGGGCGUGGGCGCGGCGGUGCUGGAUGGCUACAUCGCGCCGCAAGUGGCGUGCCGGGCGCGGGAGGAGUUGGAGGAUUUGGCGCGCCAAGGCCGGCUUAGCGACUUCUCCAGCAGCACGUGCAACCCGGGCAGCCGGCAUCUGUGGCUCCGCCUUGAGGAGGCGCCGCCGAGCCUGCGGCGCCUGGGCGAGGCCCUGGCGGCGCUGCCGGGGGCGCUGGAGGCGAAGAGCUCCGCGGCGCCAGGCCUGCGCAUGGUGCCGGCCCUUAUGGCGGCGGUUUAUGGCCCUGGCGCCCACUACGUGCCCCACAAGGACAUGUACAGUGGCGGCAGCGCGGGCUUUGAGAACACCCGGCUGCUCACGAUCCUGUGCUACCUGAAUCCUGAUUGGAAGCCCGGAGAUGGAGGGGAACUGCGGGUCUUCAAAACUGCGGACAGCGGCAGCGCAGAGGGCGGCCCGGGGCGUCUGGUGCCGCAGCUGCUGCAGAUCUCCGCAGACCACUCGGAGUCCACCACCUCCAGCGCCUGCGACCCCGAGACCUUCGUAGACAUCGAGCCGCUGCUGGGGCGCGUGGUCAUGUUUCGCUCCCGGGAGGCGUGGCACGGCAUCCAGGAGUCCAAGACCGAGCGCUGGGCGGUGACUUUGUGGCUUCUUGCUGACCUGCCCUAAGGCGAAGGGAGUCAGCCGAGGGCCUGAGGGCCUCAGUGUGUUUGUGGUUCUGGAUGCUUGGUUCGUACGGGAAUUCGGGGGGCU
Effrenium voratum is the source of this 1458-nucleotide messenger RNA. The record is from the annotation of a GenBank genome assembly. NCBI's taxonomy places the organism in Eukaryota, Dinophyceae, Suessiales, Symbiodiniaceae.